ACGUGAAUGAGUCCGGCCCCGGGUCACCCCUCACCGGACCCGCUCGCAGCUCUCAAGACUUUCACUCUCCAAAAAUACAACUGUUUUUUUUUUUUUUUUUUUUUUCAACAUAUUUUCAGAGAUUUCCACGAGUGAUUUCCUUUUUUUUUUUGCUGAGACGAUUUGGAGCCUGAGUUGGGAAAGCAUGGGGAACAGCUGUGAGACCCCGUAGCUCCGGAACAGCCCCUGGCCUGGCGCCCCCUGUCUGUCCCUCCCUGCGAUGCCCGAAGAAGUCCACAGCCCCAAAUCCGCCAUGAAAACUCCUGCUUCCUCAGACAAACCCAACGCUAACUCCAACCCCGACCGCCACGUCACUGUCGUCGCCAUCCCACUGGUCAACGAGGGCCAGCUCACCGCGGCGACGGGAGGGACGGAGCUCUCGUGCUACCGCUGCACCAUUCCGUUUGGCAUUGUGGUGCUAAUCGCAGGAAUUGUAGUCACUGCGGUUGCUUACAGUUUCAACUCGCACGGAUCUACCAUCUCCUACUUCGGUUUGGUUUUGCUCUCCGCCGGGGUGGUGCUGUUAGCGUCCAGCGCCAUCUGCUUUAAGGUCAGGAUGGAGCGGAAGAAGGAGAGGAGGCGGGAGAGUCAGACUGCGCUAGUGGCCAAUCACAGAAGCAUUUUUUCGUGAACGAAUUUGGAGUAAAAUGACACAAAAACGAUGGCUUUGUAAAGACUUUCGGACUGUUGGGGACUGGAAGAAAUGCCACAACUGAACUGUUGAACUGUGACUGAGAAAUAGCAGGAAAAUUGUAAACAGAUUCACAGAGAUGAACAUAGACUGUAUGUAAAAAUGGACAGAGCUAAUGCCAUAACCGUCAUGUUCCAAAUGAAGUGAAGGGAACAUGGACGCACUUGCAGUUCCGUAAACUCCAUUGGCUACAAUUGACUUAACAUUGAAAAAUUGCCUCUGUUUGUAACUGCUGCUUUGAGCCUCGUGAUUUUGGCCGUAAAAUGUUCGUAUUAACCCAC
Messenger RNA from Boleophthalmus pectinirostris (great blue-spotted mudskipper), 1011 nucleotides. RefSeq names its product transmembrane protein 100a (gene tmem100a). The coding region runs from base 260 to 670 and encodes 136 amino acids. NCBI's taxonomy places the organism in Eukaryota, Metazoa, Chordata, Actinopteri, Gobiiformes, Gobiidae. The transcript is spliced from 2 exons. The record is from RefSeq and is a predicted model, not a curated record. Gene Ontology annotation, biological process: cellular response to BMP stimulus.